UUAUUUUACAACUACAGAUGGGUGAAUGAUCUCUGGCUGGUGUGAUUCUAUAUAUAAUUACUCAGGAAAUAUUUUAUGGUUUGGUUUAAAUUGUGUAAAGGGUAUCAGCGGUGGCCAGUCUGGAAAUUUGUAGUCCAAACUGGCAACUUUGUAUAAGUAGGCGGUAACAUCAUAUGGCUGCUGGCAACAUCUGGAAAGCUUUAUUAACACUGCUGCUCUCUCUCAGAAGUGCUCGUGAGUUGAUCUGCACAUCCAAAAUGUCCUUUAUAAAAGUUACAGAAAACUCGGACUUUUCUCUCCACAACCUCCCCUAUGGAGUUUUCUCCACUAAAGACAAUGCUCGGAGGAGGAUCGGAGUGGCCAUCGGAGAUCAGAUCUUGGACCUGUUCGCAAUCAAACACCUCUUCACCGGACCGGAACUCUCUCAGCACCGGCAUGUGUUCGAUCAGCCCACUCUGAACGCGUUCAUGGCUCUGGGUUCGAGUGCAUGGAGAGAGGCGCGCGCGGUUCUUCAGACGCUGCUGCGCGCGGACGAGCCGAGGCUGAGAGACAAUCACGAGCUUAGGGGCAGAGCUUUUGUUGAUCAGAGCGUUGCAGUGAUGCAUCUCCCAGCUGAGAUUGGCGAUUACACUGACUUCUACUCAUCCAGAGACCAUGCCACGAACGUUGGAAUCAUGUUCCGGGGCAAAGAGAAUGCGCUGAUGCCGAACUGGCUGAGGCUGCCUGUUGGCUACCAUGGCCGAGCUUCCUCUGUGGUCAUCUCAGAAACUCCAAUUAGAAGACCUCAAGGCCAGAUGAGGCCAGACCCAACCAAACCUCCUGUGUUUGGGCCAUCAAAGCAGCUGGACAUUGAGCUGGAAAUGGCAUUCUUUGUGGGUCCUGGGAACAGACUAGGAGAGCCAAUACCAAUAGAGAAAGCACAUGAACACAUCUUUGGUAUGGUGCUGAUGAACGACUGGAGCGCGAGGGAUAUCCAGGCAUGGGAGUAUGUGCCAUUAGGUCCAUUUCUUGGGAAGAAUUUCGGGACCACCAUCUCACCUUGGGUUGUUCCUAUGGAGGCUCUGAUGCCUUUUGUCGAGACGAACACAGUGCAGGACCCUGAGCCACUACCAUACCUUCGCCACCGGGACCCGUUCACAUUUAACAUCAAACUCUUUGUCUCAGUUAAAGGUGAAGGCAUGAAGGCGACCACCAUCUGCAAGUCUAACUUUAAGUACAUGUACUGGACCAUGAAGCAGCAGUUAGCGCAUCACACAGUGAACGGCUGUAACGUCAGGCCAGGGGACCUGCUGGCAUCAGGCACCAUCAGUGGACCGGAUCCGGAAAGUUUCGGCUCGUUGUUGGAGCUCUCAUGGAGAGGAUCAAAGCUCAUUGAGCUUGGUGGAGGAGAGACGAGGACGUUCCUUAAGGAUGGAGACGAGGUCACCCUCACAGGUUACUGUGAGGGUCGGGGAUACCGCGUUGGUUUCGGAUCGUGCCAGGGGAAGGUCAUUCCUGCGCUACAGCAGUGAUGUUCCCCAUUAUUACUCCUUUCCAUCCCUAAAACCAGCUGGGCUUAUCAUGCACCAAAUGAUGCCUUAUCAGUCACGUUUAAUUAUUCAUGACCUUUUCCCUGACAGCUAAUGGAGUACAUGCAAGCUGUUUUGAUUCGCUCAUUGGAGUUUCACUUAGACAAAGCUUAUCUCUGGGCAGAAAUGAUUAUGAUAGAUUGUGUGCGACAGCCAAGGAAAUUGAACGGAGAUUGGACAAAACGCAUUGACUUUUGUGUUUAAUAAUAUGAGAGUGUCCAGAAACAUUCCAUUGGCUUUUUUUUUAUAUAUCCAAAAGUGUAAGCAGUAUAUGAUAUUAUUGUUCAAUGUAUUUUUGUUUCUAAUAGGAAGGGGCUCGACGAUCACUGACAAGUUAUUGAUAAGCAUGAUUUUUAUUCAUAUUUAAUAAUGCAACAUUGAACUGUAAAGCAAAAAGAAGCAUAGGUCAGCUCUCAUAAUAGCUCAACGCAAUUCUACAGGAAGUACCAGAUAGUUAUAUUCGCUGAAAGCCACAAUUCUGUGUACAAAUACGGCAGCUUGUUCUAGAAGCUAAACGUCUGAGUCUGUCACCUCUCUUUAGUUUCAUCACAUAACAAUAACGACCCAGAUAAUAGCCACGUAAACUGGCACGGUGGUUGCAAUUUAUGUCUCUAAGACAUAAACAAGCUCAGUUGCUAAUUGGGAAGAUGUCAACACGGCUUUAUUUUAAUUAUCAUCCGCUUCCUUCCACCUUCCACAGAGUAUAAUCUGUGAUUUAAAUCGACCUGUGUUAUAAAACAGCAAUACGUCUUGGUGAUUGUUCAUUUCAUCUCCACCCCCUUACCCAUUGAUUUGCGGAUUCGGUUCAAGCUCUCUUCACGCAAAUUUACCGUGAUUAAUCGUCCAGCUGGCAAAGAAAUUUUACCAGCUUCAUCAGCUCAGCCUGAUGUUUUUGGAAAUUGUUCAGGCAUUUUUUUUCCCAGCAUGGCAGUAAUGGAUGACUGAUUAAACAUUCCAACUUCCACCUUGUGUAGUUUGCAUGUGCUAACCAGUCCUUUCCUUUUCUGCCUUUAGAAAAAGCUUGAUUAGGUAAAACUCCUGAGCUUUUCCAAAAAAAUAGCCUCUGCUGCAUAAAUCCUUUAAACAUUCAAUUUCGCAAAGGCUUCUCAACAUGAAGCCUAAUUACCAAAGGCAGUGUUAUGUUUAUUUCUGUUACCCACAAAUUGGUAAUUAAAGUUACUGAUGUCUGUUAA
This is a messenger RNA of Silurus meridionalis, 2761 nucleotides long. It is a transcript of the gene fah, whose product is annotated as fumarylacetoacetate hydrolase (fumarylacetoacetase). Gene Ontology annotation, biological process: homogentisate catabolic process; L-phenylalanine catabolic process; L-tyrosine catabolic process. The record is from RefSeq and is a predicted model, not a curated record. Lineage: Eukaryota; Metazoa; Chordata; Actinopteri; Siluriformes; Siluridae. Gene Ontology annotation, molecular function: fumarylacetoacetase activity.